Zingiber officinale is the source of this 666-nucleotide messenger RNA. RefSeq names its product cytochrome c-like. The record is from RefSeq and is a predicted model, not a curated record. The transcript is spliced from 3 exons. The coding region runs from base 110 to 448 and encodes 112 amino acids. NCBI's taxonomy places the organism in Eukaryota, Viridiplantae, Streptophyta, Magnoliopsida, Zingiberales, Zingiberaceae. Gene Ontology annotation, biological process: mitochondrial electron transport, cytochrome c to oxygen; mitochondrial electron transport, ubiquinol to cytochrome c. Gene Ontology annotation, cellular component: mitochondrial intermembrane space. Gene Ontology annotation, molecular function: electron transfer activity; heme binding.
GAAAAGGUGGUUUUAAGACGUCUCUUCCUUUACAAGCGGCGGCUGAUUGAAGACCGCAAAACCUAAUCCUAAGCUUCAGAUCUCCCUACCGGAAAGAGGAAUCCAAUCCAUGGCCUCUUUUGCAGAAGCGCCUCCAGGCGAUGCCAAGGCCGGAGAGAAGAUCUUUAAGACCAAGUGCGCGCAGUGCCACACCGUCGAGAAGGGUGCCGGCCACAAGCAAGGACCAAACUUGAAUGGCCUUUUUGGGAGACAAUCUGGUACCGGUGCUGGUUACUCAUACUCUGCUGCUAACAAGAAUAUGGCUGUCAUUUGGGAGGAGUCUACUUUAUAUGAUUACUUGCUGAACCCUAAGAAGUACAUUCCUGGAACCAAGAUGGUUUUCCCCGGUCUGAAGAAGCCCCAGGAGCGUGCCGACCUAAUCGCUUUUCUCAAGUCGUCCACUGCUUAAUAUAUUGUCUUUCCUCUUCAUGUGUGGUUUAUUUCUUCACUCUUAGAGCUUCCGUAUCAUUCUGCUGGUUGGAAAAGGCAGAAACAUCAAAAAUUUUCUUAUCCCCUCAAAUUCAUUGCUUCAUGGAGGAUUGUUCCUUGAGAUACUUGCAUAUUUUUUCUGAACCUGCAAAUUGAUGGUGGAAAUCAAUAAAUAUAAAUCCAAAUUUAUCUUGACAA